AUCCGGUCCGGCAAGACCAUUGAGCUAUCCGUUUUCGACAUUUUGUCCGGCGACGUGGUCCACCUCGAGCCUGGCGAUCUACUCCCCGUGGACGGUAUCCUGAUCCAAGGCUUCGAUGUUAAAUGUGAUGAAUCGCAAGCCACGGGUGAAUCGGAUAUUAUUCGCAAGAUGGCUGGCGACGACGUUUUCAAUACCAUUGAGAAUGGGGAGAAUCUCAAGAGGGCUGAUCCUUUCAUUCAGUCGGGAGCCCGUGUGAUGGAAGGUGUUGGUACGUUUAUGGUUACAUCCACUGGUAUCUAUUCCAGCUACGGUAAAACUCUCAUGGCCCUGAACGAUGACCCUGAGAUCACCCCUCUCCAGUCCAAGCUCAACAUCAUAGCCGAAUACAUCGCCAAGUUGGGAGGUGGCGCCGGUCUGCUUCUGUUUAUCGUCCUCUUCAUCAUGUUCUUGGUUCACCUUCCCCAUAACCAGCGAUCGCCGCUCACCAAGGGUAUGGAAUUCCUGGACAUCUUCAUUGUCGUUGUCACGAUCAUUGUUGCGGUUCCGGAAGGAUUACCUCUCGCAGUCACCCUUGCUCUGGCCUUCGCGACAACCCGCAUGGUUAAGGACAACAACCUCGUUCGACACCUGAAAGCUUGUGAAGUCAUGGGAAAUGCAACCACAAUCUGUUCGGACAAGACCGGUACCUUGACCCAAAACAAGAUGCAGGUUGUAGCGGGUACGGUUGGAACCAGUCACCGUUUUGGCAGUGCGCCUAACCCCGAAUCUGGCGAAGAGAAUAACGACGCUGGUUCCAGCGAUCUCAGCGCACCAGAGUUCACCAAGGUUCUGUCCUCUGAGGUCAAGGAGCUUCUCCUCAAGUCCAUCUCUUUGAACUCGACCGCAUUUGAGGGCGAGGUGGAGGGUGUCAUGACAUUCAUCGGCUCGAAGACUGAGACUGCCAUGCUUAUUUUUGCCAAGGACCAUUUGG
Molecule: messenger RNA, 970 nt
Organism: Neoarthrinium moseri
Lineage: Eukaryota; Fungi; Ascomycota; Sordariomycetes; Amphisphaeriales; Apiosporaceae
Exons: 1
Biological process (GO): intracellular calcium ion homeostasis
Cellular component (GO): membrane; intracellular membrane-bounded organelle
Molecular function (GO): P-type calcium transporter activity; ATP hydrolysis activity; ATP binding
Source: RefSeq, a predicted model, not a curated record